Zychaea mexicana is the source of this 450-nucleotide messenger RNA. RefSeq lists its product as uncharacterized. The coding region runs from base 1 to 450 and encodes 149 amino acids. The record is from RefSeq and is a predicted model, not a curated record. NCBI's taxonomy places the organism in Eukaryota, Fungi, Mucoromycota, Mucoromycetes, Mucorales, Lichtheimiaceae. The transcript is spliced from 4 exons.
AUGGACCAAGGAAAAUGGCUUUGUGAUAUGAUGGAGUAUGAUUUGAUGGUGGGGACGCUGUACACUGUGGCACAAGAAUCAUCACAAAGCAGCAGUAAAGGCUUAGCUACAGUCGAAAAUGUAGCAAGAAAGCAAAGUGACCGUAAAUGCAUCAGCAACGAGAUUCCGCAGUUCGUUGUCAUUCGUGAUCAAGUACAUAGCACUUACAAGCACCCUAUCGUUCAUUACGUUUUUGAAGAUGAGCCGUUUCCUGAGGUUCCCAAGGAUAACCUCAUCAUGGUCGACCUGGACGAAAAUGCACAACUUGGUAAAGUUGAGAGCUACAGUCCACAUUUCCAAGUAACCAACUGUCGGCUCGAUCACAACAGUACUGUAUACGACCAGUUUGAAGGAGAUCACGACGGAUCGGGUCUCAUGACGAUUGAGGGUGUAUCUGCACCUCGAGCGUAA